This is a messenger RNA of Colletotrichum karsti, 3627 nucleotides long. Its product is annotated as SET domain-containing protein. The coding region runs from base 1 to 3627 and encodes 1208 amino acids. The transcript has 3 exons. Gene Ontology annotation, molecular function: histone methyltransferase activity; protein binding. NCBI's taxonomy places the organism in Eukaryota, Fungi, Ascomycota, Sordariomycetes, Glomerellales, Glomerellaceae. Gene Ontology annotation, biological process: chromatin remodeling. The record is from RefSeq and is a predicted model, not a curated record.
AUGUCCUUCCGCGUUGGGUCCGACCGGGACUCAACGGCUCAAAGAGGUCCUUACGUCGACCAACUCGCUGGAUUUCAGUUCUCUUCCAACCGAUUUCAACUCAGCCGAGAGCCUCAACCACACCCUCUGGUCGCAACAGGAUCUGAAGACGCGGUUAUCGACUUAACUUCCAGUCCACCAAAAAGUCCGUCUCCGAGCUACUGGUCAAGACCAAGUCACAACAGCCACCAAGAGAACAGCCACCAGCCUAUUUUCUCGCCUGGCCAGCCACACACUGUUCAUCUUUCGGAUCCGAGCGGCGGCUCAACCGCCGUCUCCAGCAAUGCUGCCUCAAUUUUGGAUCCCUCGCCGCCCCCAGAUUCAAACCAGACUUCUGUCGAUCUUGAGGACAAAGACGACGCCGAGAUGCCUCGACGCCUGCCAACCGACGGCAAUCUGAAGUCUCCCCAGCAGAUCACGCCACCCUCAUCCACCCGUCCAUCGAGUUUUCAGUCUCCAAAGCACAGCAAGCAUGGCUCUGCAUCAAAAAAGCAGACACCAAAGAAGACCAAGGUGGACUUCAGUCAGAUCACCGCUGCCCUCACAGACUUUUCCAAGGACAUACGCAAAGAUCACGAAAAGCUUUGCAUGUAUGCUCUCAAGUCCACCAAGCCAGUUGAGACGCGCGUCAAAACUGGUGUCGACUGGUUCGCUGACGUGAGCCUCUCACCGACCACUGAGGAGAAAGGAACCACCAUGAAAAUUCGGUGCAAGCAACACUUUCGCGGCAGAAAGGCGGACCAGGCCAGGGAUCUGCAUUACAAGCCUGCCUGCGUCAAAACCAACAAGGACGCUGUGCCCAAAUAUCGAUUUCACCACACCGAGAUUGCGAAGAACGUCCUCUCGCCAAAUUCCAUGCUCAAGUUCAACCCCCAUAUUCGGGAUGUUGCGCCCCAUGAGGAGAAACAGUACGAUCUCUGGCUUAAGGAGCUGGCUCGGAUGGACUCCAGUUGCGGCUUCAUUCCGCUAGGCAGCCGCGAGGACCAACAAGUUCGAGCUAUUCGCAAGGAGCGGACAUUCAUCUUGUCUCUCUACCUGGAUUCCUGGCUGAAGAAGCUUGGCAUCGAAAAAUGCAACCGAACAACAUUGAUCCGCCACAUGGCGAGCUCCGAAUCUGAUGAUGCAAUCACGCCGCAGCAGAAGACGACCUUGGUCAACUUACACAGUGAUGAUAAUUUCGCAACUGAGCCUAAAGCCCUUGAGGCGGCUAGAGUCUUCACUGAGGCAUUCGAUCAUGUGUUUUACAUAAAGGCAACGUCCGGCAAGCUGGGGAUCCUUCUUCGCGAUGUCCUUAAGCUGGACAAAACUGUCGAAGAAAUUGUCGAGUCGAAGAAGACAGCAAAGGUUGGCCAGACCGAAACUGAGAAGGCACCAUCUCUCCAGCAAUCUCUUGAGCAUUGGAUCGAAACUCAUACGGUCAUGGGCUGCCUCAUUUGCUACAGCAACUCCUGCGAGCAUGGGGAUUACAGUCUGGAAAAUCACAAGAGAAACUUUUCUAUGGACUGCAUCGGAAUGUACGGACAAAUGUUUUCGGCGAACCGUACCGUAUCUUCAAAGGACCCGGUUCAGCAAUUGGAUCCUCCACUCCCUUGCAAGCGACAAUGUUUCCGAAACAAUGCCAUCGGUAGCUCUGAUGCCAAAUGCAGACCAUGGACGGAGAAUGAGACUCUCCUGUUGCAGGGUCUCUAUGCUAUCUUGGAUCACAACAAAGUCAGGGUCAAGGCACAAUGCGCGACAGCUGAGAUUCUGGGUCGAGAUUGCUGGGAUGUUCAUCGUCAUUUGCAGUCUUUGGGCAUCGUUCUCCCACCCAUUCAGACCGUGGAUCAGGAGCGGGUCAAAAACCUUUCAUGGUACGAUCGCAAAAAGAAGAUGCUCAUCGGGGACUGGCAGGACCAAACUUACUCUCAUGACACCAAAGUCCGCCCAUCUAACGACCCCUGUCACCAUGAGGGUAUCUGCUCUGCAGAGAAUGAUUGUCCUUGUGUUCUCAACAACAUUCUCUGUGAGCGAUUUUGCCGCUGCACUGAGGAGUGUUGCGCGUACAAAUUUACCGGGUGUGGUUGCCAUGCCAGCGGCAAGACAUGUUUGCAGAAGCAGAAGGAAGGCCGCCCUUGCAUUUGCGUUCAGCUAAACCGCGAGUGUGACCCGGAUCUUUGCGGAACCUGCGGCGCCGCCGAACGAGCCGAUCCUGCUAAUCAGCACAACGAUGCGAUGUUUCACACGGGUUGUCAAAACAUCUCUAUCCAGCGAGGUGUGAGCAAAGCCGUCAUCGUAGGACAAAGUCAACUGGAGGGCUGCGGAUACGGUUUAUUCACUGCAGAAGACAUUGCCCAGGAUGAGUUCGUCAUUGAAUACACCGGAGAGCUCAUUGUCGCGGACGAGGGAGUCAGGAGAGAGGCGAGACGCGGGGAGGCUUUUGCUGCAGAGAAGAGCACUUCGUACGUGUUCAGUCUUUUGGACUAUGAAGGCAUCUGGGUUGAUGCAGCUAUCUAUGGCAACCUCAGCCGCUAUAUCAAUCACGCCGUCGAGAACGCCAACGUCCAACCGAGCAUUUUCUACGUCAAUGGCGAAUACCGCAUCCGCUUCUCGGCCACGCGCAACAUCAAAGCUGGCGAAGAACUAUUCUUCAACUACGGAGAGAACUUCCCCAACUUAACUAAGAAAAUGAUGAAAGAGAAGGCGGAUGUUGAAGCCGACGAAGCAGCAGGGGGUACUGUAACUGCGCCUACCAAGCGCGGUCGUGGUAGAGGCGGACGCCGGGCACGAACCGUUUCAGAAAAGCCUGCUACGCAGAAACUUACCAAAGCCAAGAUUGCGAAGGCCGUUCGCACAGGAGCGCGCAAGGAGGCGCCGAAGAUAUCAGUGGACGACUUUGAGGCUCUGGCCGACUUGGACGACAUGCCAGGCCCGAGUCGAAAACGGAAGCGGGCUGCUAAGAGCGAUGAUGAGGAGGAGGAAUACCACCCAUCGCUUGAGUCCGAAGAUGCGCAAGAAGCAGGCAAGCGCGUCCCUGCUGCCCAACGCCGUGCUCGCCGCACGAGGUCCAGAGGACGCAAUGCCUUCUCAGACUCCGAGGCAGAAGACUCUACCCAGGCAUCACCUCAUCCUAAGCGCGGACGAGGACGUGGUCGUGUUGCUGCUUCUGAGAAUGCCGCCACUGAAACGGUCACAGCGAGCCAAAGUUUCUCCGCAAAAGGGGAUACCAGCGGGCCACCUGUGAAGAAACGUCGCGGACGUCCACCGAAGAAUCCUCGCCCGGCAAGUCCGGUCGCUGAGAAUGAUGACGUCCAGAACGAAAUACACGCAAGUUUCAACUCCUCCAAGAGCGGCGCAGAGGCUGUAGAGGGCGAUACAAUUUCUGUAGUGAACCCUCCAAGGUCUGCUCGCGGACGCAGAGUCAUCUCGCAUGGUUUUAGCCCACGGGUUGAUCGCAUGGAUCUUGACGAUGAGGCCCUAGACAUCAACGCAACUCCGACUCGCUCGAGGGGUCGAAAAACAGCCGAUGAGCAGUCAGCUGCGGUCAGGGACACUCCGCGGACUAGACGACUCCAGCUUCGCAACGAAGGGCACGACAACGACGCCCUGUAA